AAAAGAAAAGAAAAAUGAAGAGAAAGUUUGAUUAAAUAAUAAAUAUCACAUCUUCUCCUACCAUUAGCCCUUUUGAUAAACCACCACCACCACCAACCACAUCCUGUGAAACCCUAGCCACACCACCAAUCGCCGCCUACUCUUCCAUCUACACCAGAUUUGGAAUGAAACCGGAUCGGGUCUACCUCUAGAUCCGUUCUAGGUUAUUUCUUUAGAUUCUUCAAAUCCAGAUGCCCCCGAGAUUCAUCAUCAUAACACAUAAAAGCCACGAGCCAUGUCUCUGUUUCUAAAAGACGAUUCGAUCCAAAUCCGGGAAGUGUGGAGCGAUAACCUGCAGGAGGAGAUGGAUCUGAUCCGAGGAGUCGUCGACGAUUUCCCUUACGUGGCCAUGGACACGGAGUUCCCCGGAAUCGUCGUCCGCCCCGUCGGUACCUUCAAAUCGAACGCCGAUUACCACUACGAGACCCUCAAGCUCAACGUCAACAUCCUCAACAUCAUCCAGCUCGGCCUCACCUUCUCCAACGAGCAAGGCGACCUCCCCACCUGCGACAACGACAACAAGUACUGCAUCUGGCAGUUCAACUUCCGCGAGUUCGACCUCGACUCCGACAUCUUCGCCGUCGACUCCAUCGACCUCCUCAAGCAAUCCGGCAUCGACUUCGCCAAGAACACCCGGGAAGGCAUCGAGUCGAGGCGAUUCGCUGAGCUGCUCAUGUCCUCGGGGAUCGUGCUCAACGAGAACGUGCACUGGGUCACCUUCCACAGCGGUUACGACUUCGGGUACCUGCUCAAGCUCCUCACGUGCCAGAACCUUCCCGAUUCUCAGACCAGCUUCUUCGAGCUCAUCAACGUUUAUUUCCCGAUGGUGUACGAUAUAAAGCACCUGAUGAAGUUCUGCAACAGCCUUCACGGGGGGCUGAACAAGCUGGCGGAGUUGCUGGAGGUGGAGAGAGUUGGGAUCUGUCACCAGGCGGGGUCCGAUAGUUUGCUCACCUCUUGUACUUUCAGAAAGCUUAAGGAGAAUUUCUUCGUUGGUCCCUUGCAGAAAUAUGCUGGUGUUUUGUAUGGCUUAGGUGUUGAAAAUGGUCAGGUUGCUCUCUAAUAUCUUUAUUAAUAAAAAAAUAGUAAGAAAAUUUCAAAUAAUAAGUUCCUUCAAAGUUC
Molecule: messenger RNA, 1161 nt
Organism: Raphanus sativus (radish)
Lineage: Eukaryota; Viridiplantae; Streptophyta; Magnoliopsida; Brassicales; Brassicaceae
Product: probable CCR4-associated factor 1 homolog 6
Exons: 2
Coding region: 275-1102 (275 amino acids)
Cellular component (GO): P-body; CCR4-NOT complex; CCR4-NOT core complex
Molecular function (GO): poly(A)-specific ribonuclease activity; nucleic acid binding
Source: RefSeq, a predicted model, not a curated record